CGUUAUCCCUGUGCUACUCGCAUGUAGGACGUUCAGGACGAUGAGGCGAUUGUCCCAAAGAGGAGCCCGGGGGCAUCAGGUAUCAGUGGGAGGGAAAGGGGGCGGCGGGCUGGCUUCGACAUGUUGGGUUGGGGGGAAGACAACGCGCCACGUUGCGGCGGCGGAAACGGCUUCAUCCGCGCGAAGCUUGGGAGAUAUGGCGUCCGCCGCCACCGUCGGCUCACCGUUUCUCUCUCCUUCUCUAUCCUCCAUCUUGAGACGAAAUAGUGGGCCGCACCUCAUUGGCCGAGGGAAGACACAUAUAGAGAGAUCGAUCUCUACACUUAAUGGAUUAAGGAUCGGCCGUAGCCAAAACCCCAUAACGACCGCUGAAGCUGCAGGACAUGAAGGACAGGCGGGGGAAGGCGGAGAGGGAGAAGGCGAUGGGGAAACCUACAUGAUUACCACUCCGCUUUAUUACGUUAAUGCCCCGCCGCACAUGGGAAGUGCGUACCCGACCAUCGCGGCCGAUGCUCUUGCACGUUUCCAACUUGAGGAGUUGGACCCCGCUGAAGCUAUUGCUUGCGACCACCAGCGGUUGAGGGGCAAGAAAGUCAUCUUUGUGACUGGGACCGAUGAGCAUGGUGAGAAGAUUGCAGUAUCAGCUGCAUCAAAUAACCGAGAGCCAAAGGAGCAUGUAGAUCUGAUUGCUGAGGACUAUCGAUCUCUGUGGAAGGAGCUUGACAUAUCGUACGACCGAUUCGUCAGGACGACCGAUCUUCGACAUAGAAAGAUCGUUGAAGAGUUUUUCCAGAGAGUAUGGAACAAAGGCGAUAUCUACAGAGCAGACUAUGAGGGACUGUACUGCGUGAAUUGUGAGGAAUACAAGGAUGAGAAAGAGCUGCUGGAGGACAACUGCUGCGCAAUCCAUAGGAAACCUUGUCUGUUUCGUCGUGAAGACAACUAUUUUUUCCAGUUGUCCAACUAUCAGGAUGCACUUGAGAAGCUGUAUGAGGAGAACACCAACUUCGUACGUCCUUCAUUUCGCAAGAAUGAGGUACUAACAUGGGUGAAGGAAGGUGUGAAAGAUUUCUCAAUCUCCCGUGCAGUGGACUGGGGGAUUCCUGUUCCAGUUGAUCCAAAGCAGACAAUUUACGUCUGGUUUGAUGCCCUCCUAGGGUAUGUGUCUUCCCUGCUGGAGGGAAGUGAUGACACAACUUUAGAGGCGGCUCUUCAACGAGGAUGGCCAGCUCAGGUCCACAUAAUCGGCAAGGACAUUCUACGGUUCCAUGCUGUCUACUGGCCGGCAAUGCUGUUGUCCGCAGGGCUCCCACUUCCAAAGGCCGUUUUUGGACAUGGCUUUCUGACCAAGGAUGGUUUAAAGAUGGGAAAGUCUCUUGGGAACACAAUUGAGCCAUUGUAUCUGGUUGGAAAGUACGGCGCAGAUGCUGUUAGGUACUACUUUCUGAAGGAGAUAGAAUUUGGAAAGGACGGUGACUUUUCAGAAAAGAGAUUCGUUGAAAUAGUAAAUGCAAACUUGGCGAACAACAUAGACAAUAAACCAGGAGUCUGGUAUAUUAACUCGGCACAAUACAGAGGGUGGAUCUUCAACGACAACCUGGAAACACCUAGGUGGGUUUGGGUUUUAAACAGCAGUCCCACUGUGAAACCAAACAUCUACCCGCCGUAUGAUAGCCGAUGGAGACAGGCAGGGGCGAAACGCAUGGAAGACAAGGAAGUAGGCUUCAUAACGAAGCCCAUGAUCGACGAGGACACAGUAUUGGACGACAAACAGCGUUUGCAGACUAUGGCGGAAUUGCACAAGCUGGGACAAGAGGCAAAACUGGCCUUCCUGGAAAACAGGAGGGCAAGAGAGGAGGCAGAGAAAGUAGCGGGUGAAGAAAAGGGAAGGGAAGGAGGUGAGGGGGAGGGGAGUAGCAACUCCCCGGACAACGGCAAGAGCACUAAGGAGCAGAGUAAUGAGAAGGAGGGAACCAAGGGGGGGAAGGAAGACGGAGGCCCACAGGCGUCCAUGAAGAGGAAACUUCGGGACAGGGAAGCAGCGACGUCAACGAGCUCAGGUCAAGAAGCCAAGAGAUCCAACACAGGUGGAUGGGAAGAGGAAGAUCCAGCGUCGCAGGAAAAACAGCAAGGAACGGUUAUGGAGGACGCGACGUCAGAGAAGGGCAAGUCACAGAACGAGCAGAUGGACAUGUCAUCAUCAGCAACGGCGGAAUCUGCAGCAGCUCCAGCAGCGGCAUCAGCAUCAUCGACCCCUCGAAGGAGGGAGGACACGUCAUCAGGUAGCAGCAACUCAGCACACAGCCGGCAUAAGGACGGUGGGGGAGAACCAAUGGAAGUUUCAGCAGGAGGCUCACAGGAGGGGGGGAUCAGCGGAUCCGAGGAAGACAUGCAACAGGACACGGAGGAGGAGUCAGAGGAGGACGUAGAGGGGGAAGAAUGGGAGGACGCAGAAGGGGAAGAACAGCCAGAAACUUUGGCACAAUGGAUCAGAACAGUCCACAAGCUGAGAUGGGAGCGACAUAUCGAGUGCGAGGUUCGCCUGGCACACCACAAGCACCUGCGCAACCUGAAACAAGCAACCACAGCAGGGGAAGAUAUCACUUCAACCAAUAGGUUCGAAUGGUUGAAGAAGGAACAGGAGAUCAUUGAUGUGGAGAAGAAGAUGCCAAAUGGUGGGAACUUGCUCAGUAGAACAUUGGGGUUGCUUAGGAAGAACUGUGGUGGGAAGAUCCCUGUGGACUCUGGAGCUGUAUCAGAAGGGCAUAUUGUCAGAGAACAGGCAGCCAAGUCGGUGGCUGCGACAGCACGGGACUAUGAAGAGCUGUCCUUUGGAGCAACUGGUGAGGCAAUUCUUGGAUUGGCGACAGCAUGCAAUCAUUACCUUGAUGGACAGGCCCCAUGGUUGCAGUUUAAGAAGGGUACCAAUGAAGCAGAGCAAGCUGGCAUGGACUUGGUGAUUGUGUUGGAGGCAUCAAGAAUUCUUGCAGUGCUGCUGCAGCCGAUGGUGCCCGCUCUCUCGCAAAGAAUAUUCCUGCAGCUUGGAUUCUCAGACACAGACUGGACCCAACUGUCUUGGGCUGACACAGCUUGGGGAGUUAUGAAGGAGGGUCAUUCCGUCUGCGCUGAGCCAUUUCCAAUAUUCUCCAGGCUUGACGAUCCAGAGCAGCUCGGUAAAGUUACUGCUACAGAGAAGCCUCCAUCGUCAAAGAAAAAGAGGAAAGCGGGGCAGGGGACACCAAAGGACCAGUCCGUUGUUUCUGUUGCAGGGGGGCAAUCCUGACCAUCUCCCCCUUUGCCUGCCACCUUUCAUUGGUCAGCUGAGUGUUACUUGCGUGCUACGCGAGUGCUACCGUCUUCACCCGAAUAGAACGCCCAGUCAUUAUAGCCGUAUUUGGCUCAACUUUCAGCCCAGAUGCGGCGAUAAUUACCGGGCAUCCUAUUUGGGUGAAGACGGUAGUUGCCUGGCACUUGCCACGCACGGGUCGGUUGAGUGUUCCUCGAAUGACGAGUAUGAGCCCCGUCCUCCUGAACCUUUUUUUUUUUUUUUUUUUGGCAGUAUACAAGGUGAGGGKGGUUUUGAUUAUGUACCGGCCUGAUGGGGAUCAGCAAAAUUUGUUUGGGGCGGAAAAGUUAGGUUUGGCAAUUUGAUGAAAAAUUAUGGUUCACCGGAGUGACGUUUGAAGUUUGAGCGCUUCAUUCACACAAUGUUGCCCUUGUUUUGUUCCGGGGCCAAUGUGGAACGUCUCUCUAUUUGGAAGGCACAUUUCAAACUUCUUUCACCGAGCCCCUGCUGCGGCACCUGAGUGUUAUAAAAAAUUCAUUUCACACAACUUUUCGCUCGGAGUCCUCGUGUUGUGUUGUUUCUGCGUCUCUGCUUAUGUGAUAGAACAUCGAAGGGAUGGGGAAGUGUCCAAACUUCCAAUAGAGAUAAUAGCAUGAUAAAUUGUCAAGAGAAGACAAAGGCCGUUGUCGUAUCUUUACCCAACAGUCCUAACUUGUUAGGGAACUAAGGUUAGGAUGAAUUCCCCCGAAUAUUAUGUAACGUACGGGCAUUAUAGCUGUACUUAAGGUACCCCAAAUACCGCUAUAAUGACCGUACGUUGUAUUCGGGGGUAGGUGUAGUAGCAGUUCACUGUAGAGUAAUCCUCACCCAGAAUUUCUGACUUAUCAUAUUUUAACUUCUUUAGAGUUAUCUUCACCCACCAGUCCUGACUCGUACGUAUUGAUUGGAGCAGUGUCCUGACUUGUACAUAUUGAUUGGAGCGAAGUGUGCGAGAAUUGCGCUGUCCGUGGAUGUUGAGUGUGGUGUGCGUUAAGUUGUACACUACAGCCUUGCAGCGGUGGGGUGGAUAUCAUGACCGUUAUGGUUCCGUUUUUGAACACCAUGUCCUCGCUGUAGUGGUGAAGAGACUUAGCUCUUGAGGCUGAGGUCGCCAGUUCGAAUAUGUGCUUGCAAGGAGGAGGGCUUCAGCCCCGAUGUACAGAUCCAUAACCUCCUACUAUUGUUAGGGAUCUCAGUUCACUGUAGCGUGAGCGUCAUCUUUACACCCAGCAUUCCUGACUUGUUAGGGAACUGAGGUUAGGAUGAAACCAAUUCUUGCCGGCACUUCGUGCCGGCACACGGAAAAAAAAGGUUAUAAGGCAUUCCCAAAUUUUCUUGGUAGAGGCAACUUCGUUGCACUUAGGCUCAUCUGUAUUAAGGGUCUUUGGUUUACACGAUCAGUAUGAUUCUCCUGUUAACAAAGAAAAUGAAGAAAA
Molecule: messenger RNA, 4761 nt
Organism: Chara braunii
Lineage: Eukaryota; Viridiplantae; Streptophyta; Charophyceae; Charales; Characeae
Source: the annotation of a GenBank genome assembly